AUGGCAGGGGCCGCGGGGGACGAAGAGAUCGUUCUCAGUCAAGACGUAGAAGGCGGACGGAAAAUGAGCCACGUGGAAGAUGCAGACGUCAAGACGGGACGCGAGUUGUGGACGACAGCGAUGAGCUUGACCAGCGAAAUGGUAGCUCCGAUCAAGAAGACAGGAAUCGCCAUAGGCGUAGUCCGUCUGCUGACAGCAAAACAAGGGAGGAACGAACUUUACGAAUCGAACGGCUUGUUAGGCAAGAACGUGAGGAUUUUGAACGCGGAAGAAGAAGCAGCUCUCGACUACGCUCGCGACAAGCUUCAGCUCGACGAGGAGAAACCAGACAAAGAAGGAGGGAUUCUCCCAGGCAGAGAAGUCGAAGUCGAAGUCGAUCACCCUCCUUGGAUGUGA
Molecule: messenger RNA, 396 nt
Organism: Alternaria infectoria
Lineage: Eukaryota; Fungi; Ascomycota; Dothideomycetes; Pleosporales; Pleosporaceae
Exons: 1
Coding region: 1-396 (131 amino acids)
Source: RefSeq, a predicted model, not a curated record